AUGGCCACAGAAGUGGAACAGUUUCCUGAACCGAGGCGCCGCAGUAGGGCAGGAUGCUGGACAUGCCGCAGCCCAGCAGUGAAGAAACGCUGCGACCAACAACGUCCGGUUUGCGGGCGAUGCGAGCGUUUGAAGAUCCCGUGCGAUUUUUCUUCGCGACCAACCCUCUCUGAGCGCCGCAAAGCCAAUCGAAGCACGAGUUCCGCACCAAGUACUUUGUCAUCGCUCAGCGACGCAGCCUCUCCUCUUGUGCCGGAAGUUUUGAGCGCAAGCCCAUGCUCCGAUCAAUCUGGAACAGAUACGGGCAGAUGUACUCUGGAGCUAUGUGCUGAAGACCACGAAGCUAUACGCUACUUUCGAACCGAGUUUGCCAAAAUACACCACACCAAGAACCCAGAAUACUCAUUGAUAUCUCUCAUGUUCAACAUCGCACGGAAUGAACCAAUGGUCAUGCAUAUGGUUGUGGCGAUAGGGCAUCAAGAGAUGGAUUUUCGACGGCAUCAGUCUUCGGCAAACGCCCAAAAUGUUUCGUCUCAUCAUUAUGCUUUGGCUCUCAGACUUAUGGCAGAUGCAAUUGCGCCAUCGAGCAAGCUGACGAAAGAUCUUGAUGCAAUCCUUACUACCUUAUGGUUGAUGCUAUUGUACGAACAACAGUUUGGUGAUGAGAGGUGCAGAGCUUAUUUGAGCCAUCUUCAGGGGGUUUCCUCACUUCUGCAGUCGCAAAGUGGUCAUCUACUCCAGUUGCCAUCACACAAAUUCGGGAUCCAGGAACAGAGCACAGUAUCUGUGCACACGGAAGACUCAACAAACGAUGCUAAGAUAUCCAUCUACUCAGCACGCGUCUUGAUCUGGAUAGUUUUGCUUGAUUCGGCAGCAGCGACUUCUGGCGUCGGCGGACAUGUUAAUGAGGCUAUCAUCAACAUGCUGCUCUCGAAUCCUACAGACUCUCAUAUGCGAUCCAAAGAUCCCAUCAAGGCAGUGGCUCGCCUCUACCACUAUUCCAACUCUCUAUAUCGCCUAGCCUGGGGCGACGCAUAUCCUCAAGCUGAGCUUGUUGAUGAUGUCGAAAACCGCAAUGUCUAUGCUCUGCUCGGCCAUUGUGCGUAUCUGCGAUUCCUGACUGCACAGCUCGCAACCCUAUAUCGCAAUGAUCCUGAGUCUGCAGCGGAGCAAGCGUACGAGGUCGAGUACUCAAUUGAUGACGUAGGCGAUGUUUUCAGAGAACUAAUGGAAGUGGCCCAUGAGUUAUCUCCAGCGACCGAUAACAGUCACAGACUAGUAGCAAAUAUGCGUGCCAUAGUGCCCAUGUACUACGCUAUCAUCUUGGACUUCAAGCGCUUGGUAGCCUCCGGCAAAUCUAUGGACGAAAAGCAACGCUAUGCUCUGCAAGAGAUUAUGAAUCUUUGUUUCCAGGACCAUACACAUGGCGGCGACAAACCCAACUUGAGGCUUGCUUGGCCUCUGUUCAUGGCAGCUCUGGAAACUCAGGACUUGCUGCACCAGAAGUUCGUAUUGGAGCGCUUCGAGGUCUUUAGGCUAUAUGGAAAAAACUACGAGCGUGCACAUCGCUUUCUAGUCACCGUGAUUGACAUGCAACGGCGUCAUGGCAAACGUGUCGACUUCAGGGCGCAAAUGGAGCAAAGCGAACUCUUUGUCUUAGGAUAA
Molecule: messenger RNA, 1665 nt
Organism: Ascochyta rabiei
Lineage: Eukaryota; Fungi; Ascomycota; Dothideomycetes; Pleosporales; Didymellaceae
Exons: 1
Coding region: 1-1665 (554 amino acids)
Biological process (GO): positive regulation of transcription by RNA polymerase II
Cellular component (GO): nucleus
Molecular function (GO): transcription cis-regulatory region binding; DNA-binding transcription factor activity, RNA polymerase II-specific; zinc ion binding
Source: RefSeq, a predicted model, not a curated record